GUUGCGGCUGAGCUGGCAGCGCCCCUCAGUAAGACUGAUGAGAUCAUCAUUCUCCCUGGCGCAAAUAGUCAAAGCACUACUACUGAGCUGACCAAGAUGAUCAGCAUGCUACCUCCAAGUGUCAGAGCUGUCAGUGGGGUGGACCUGUCCCAGGCACUCCAUAGGAUGGCCACAGGACCCCCAGGGCCUACCUCGGCCUAG
This is a messenger RNA of Sphaeroforma arctica JP610, 201 nucleotides long. RefSeq lists its product as hypothetical. The transcript has a single exon. NCBI's taxonomy places the organism in Eukaryota, Ichthyosporea, Ichthyophonida. The record is from RefSeq and is a predicted model, not a curated record. The annotation marks the transcript as partial.